Ochlerotatus camptorhynchus is the source of this 4861-nucleotide messenger RNA. It is a transcript of the gene Dll, whose product is annotated as Distal-less. The transcript has 8 exons. The record is from RefSeq and is a predicted model, not a curated record. Gene Ontology annotation, biological process: regulation of transcription by RNA polymerase II. Lineage: Eukaryota; Metazoa; Arthropoda; Insecta; Diptera; Culicidae. Bases 2064 to 3068 code for a protein of 334 amino acids. Gene Ontology annotation, molecular function: RNA polymerase II cis-regulatory region sequence-specific DNA binding; DNA-binding transcription factor activity, RNA polymerase II-specific.
CGCACUUUGUUCGUGGUUGGUCGCGCAACGAGCGUUGCUUUUUUAAUAAUUCCCUUGGCGCAAAUCGGACGUCGACGUAACGCACCAAAAGGGACGACGACGACGACGGUUGAAGAGAGGAAGAUAACGAGUAAUAAUAAUCAUAUCGUCGGCGGUUUUUUUUGAGCAAGCGAGAAAAAGAGAACGAGAGUGAGUGGAUGAAGAGACCCCACUAAUCACAAAAAGGAAAGAAUCAGCUUGUAUACCAUUUUUCAUGUUAUUAAUGAAAAUAGUAUUAAACAUUAAGCAUAAUAAAAAGUACGCAACGGAUUCACGGUCCAACGUGGCGAGAGGAGUGCAGAAAACAUAAAAUAGCAGAAACAUAAAUACAUACAUCUUCGCUUCUAGAUUACAUACAAUUUGGAAAACUAAUAUUAUAUGCCAUUAAAAAUCUUGGCGAUUCACUUCGGAAUUGUUUUCGAUUAUAUCAUUACGGGCACGGAAGAUAUGUAAUUUGGACACUCGCCAAGUUUUCGGGGGAUCAUCGGUUUUACCCGGGCGCGACAAUUAGUGACAAUUGUUUUUCCUCUGUCGGAGGAGAUUCAGUGCUGGAGGAAGAAAGCUGCCACACUCAAUCGCGCACAUAAUAAUAAUCAUAAUAAUCAAUUGUGUGAUAGCUGCGAUUAGUAGUGAUCGUUUACGCGCGCGCCCGGCUCUAGUUUUUUUUUUUCGUUUUGUGUGUGUGGCUGUAUGAGUGCAAAGCGAUAAUUUUCACGAUUACGUGAAGACAGUGUCAAAACAGUAAUUAGUUUAAAUUGAAGCGAUAAAUUAGUGAUGUUUAUGUGCAGUUUUUACCUCAUCGCACGAGUUGAUGGUGGUGGUGGUGCCCGUCUACUAUUAACCCGGUACUCUACUCUCUAGUCCGGAGGCCCGUCGUGGACCUGCUGAAACAGUUGACCACGUGAUUGUGAUUGUGACCUAUCAUUACCGAAAAUUAGGAUUAGUGUAAUUAUUCCUCCAGACGACGGACCCUGGGCCUCCACUUUCGAUCCGGAGCUUAUGAAUGAAACCGGCACCCGUGAAUGAAAAUUGAUUUUAAUUAUAACAACAGAAUCAACCCCCGUCUCUUGCCGCGAGCCAGUCAAGUGAAUUACUCCAUUUGUGGAAGAAUCAAUUAUGAGCGACUGAGCCGAGGAUCGUGAUCAUCGGAGUGUGGAAUCGCGGCUAAUGUCCUAACACUAAUCAUCGUUGUGUUCCUUAUCAAUUAGUUACUUUGUGAUACAUUAAUCAUAAUUUCCACCGCCGGGUGUCUGCAUCCAUCUGCAAAGAAGAUCAUCCUGUUGACACAUUAGCGCCUUUUCAUUUCGGUGUACGAAAUCAAAUCAUCACCUUCCACGUCGAGAGCAUCAUCAUUGGUGGCGAGAAGCGACGGCAGUGCGAUAAAGAGAGCAGGAACAGAACAUAAUAUCUCAGCAGGGAGUCCCCAUUCGAAAACCCCAGGAAGUGUGUGAAAACAUCAACAGAAUCUGGUAGAAGAGAAGAACCCAAAAAAUACGCAUCGGAAAAUAAAAACAGGGAUAGAAGAACUCAGCGGUAGUCUGGGUAGAUUAGUGAGUGAAAGGAAAGAAACCGAGAAACACGUAUCAUCAUACAAAAGGAUCCUUGUGUCGUAGCAGCGGAAAGGAUCGUUGAAUCCCUGAAAGAAAUUCGAUCAAAUCGAAAGUGAUCACCCAAGUGAGCAACUUCCGAAUCCGUAUCAAAGUGUGCGACAGUCAGUGUGAGUCUGUGAUUUCCCCGCGCGUGUGACAACAACAACAACAGCAACAUUGGUAAACAAGUGAAAUAAGUCGUGUUCGGAGCAGUGCGCGUUGAAGCUUAGUGCCGCGGGUACCGCGCGAUCACAGUGUUCCGGAGCACACCGCGUACCGGAACCUGUGAACUACUAGCGAGUGAGUGAGCGGAGCUCUUUUCCCAACGGCAUUACGAUUCAUUUCGAAAAAGUGGCCUCCAUCGGCGGCAACACGCUCAACUUUACGGAUCUGGGGAGCCCUUACGAGGGCCCCCCUAGUACGCCGCAGUCCGGGAUGGACGCCCCGGAUGCCCCGCAUACGCCAAAGUACAUCGAUGGCGGAGCGACGGCAGCGUCGGCACCCGGAAAAUCGGCCUUUGUCGAGCUGCAGCAGCAUGGCUACGGUGGCAUCCGGAGUGGGUACCAGCAUUUCAGUGCACAGGGCGGACAGGACUCCGGCUUUCCGAGUCCGCGAAGUGCACUAGGUUAUCCCUUCCCGCCCAUGCACCAGAAUUCCUAUUCUGGUUAUCACUUAGGCAGUUACGCACCUCCCUGCGCUAGUCCACCAAAAGACGAUUUCCUCUCGGACAAAAUCGAAGACACCGGCCUGCGGGUAAACGGUAAGGGCAAGAAAAUGCGCAAACCCCGCACCAUCUACAGUUCCCUACAGCUGCAGCAGCUCAACCGAAGAUUUCAACGAACGCAGUACCUAGCAUUACCGGAGCGGGCGGAACUGGCGGCCAGCCUCGGGCUGACGCAAACGCAAGUGAAGAUUUGGUUUCAGAACCGACGAUCAAAGUACAAGAAAAUGAUGAAGGCAGCGCAGGCACCGGGCGUCGGAGGAGGACUUCCACUGGGUGCGCCGAACCAAGGUGGUCACAGUCCGUCGCAGCAUCAAAACAUGCAUCAAGCACCCGGCGGUGGCUCAAGUAGUGGAUCGCCAUCGCACUUCCUACCUCCCGGACACAGUCCAACGCCGUCGAGUACACCGGUCUCGGAAUUGUCACCUGCUGAUCGAAUUCCAGGCCUCAGUCCACCCUCGCAAGCACCCUGGGAGCAGAAACCUCCGCCGCACUGGGGCGACCACAAACCACCGCAGAUGGCACCGCAGACGAACCACGCACCUCCACAGCCGACCCACGCGCCCCAGAUGGGCGGUUACGUACCUCAGUACUGGUAUCAGCCGGAAACGAAUCCAUCACUAUUAACCCAAAGGAGCAGGGAAGCGAUGUUUGAUGAAUACUAUUCUUCUCGGAUACCCCGAUUCGAGACACAUCAAAGGGUGUGGCCGGCUGUUUAACAAAACGAGAAUGUAAAUUAUAAUUUUAACUAUUCCUAGUGUGUAAUAGAGCAAAGUUUAAUAACAAAAGAAAAAAACAGUACAUUUUGAAUACAAUACAAAAAUCUACAGCGAAUGAAGGCAACAACAACAAAAAAAAAACAAGACAAAUAGAAAACAAAAACCAACAAAAGCUGAACAGUGAUCUGACUAACACUAGCACACACGGUAGUGUUUAACGUAGUGGAAAUUGCAAAGUAACCCAAAACCGACGCAGUCCGACAUACGAAUUUAAAGGCUUGGAGUGGGGUGAGUGCAAAUGCGGACUGGAAGUUCCUUCUAUCACUGACUGGCAGGCAGAGUAGCACAGAACCGUACACGUAGAGCUUAAACAACUAUGGUGAGUGAUAUCGGAGGCCAAUCCCCAACCAGUUGACUUGUUUCAAAAGGACGUCGAUCGAGAGAGAUGAGUGAAAUGAGCGCUUUGUGCAAUAUUUGUAAGUGUUAAUCGUAAUGUAACUAUUUCGUUUCUUCGUUUUCCUGAGUAUUAUUAACAGGGAAAGACAACUUUCCCAGAGUUGAGCGUCUUUGAAUUUACUUAAAAACAAAAAAAAAAACAGAAGUUUGCUGAAUUUGACCAGCAAACCAACAAUACAUUCCUUUCUGAAUCGGAAGUAGCGAUCGUCGGCGAAUGUGACAUUCCAAUUCUGCAUCUUACGAUUCCAUUGGCAUUUGUAUUAGACACCGGUAUUUGAUUUUCCUACAACACAUUAUUAAUUUUGCUGCCAUUGAAUCAACAGAAAGCUUUUAACGCAAUAAGCAAAGGGAAGAUUUUAAAGAAAAUUUAAACCAUACUGAAAACAGCACAAGCAGAAACGAAAAACAAACAACACACAGUGGAAAAGCGAGUUUAGAAAAUCAAACUAGUAGCAAUUUCAGAGAACAAGUUUUAACGAAUUCAUUAAAAAAUACUGUAAAUACAACAAUUUACCGAAUAGAAGUGGGCAGGCAUCGCGAGGGGUUCAAUUUUUUCUCAUCCAAAAAUUUCAAGCAACACGAUAGAUCAUCAAAACAGCGAACCAAUCGAAUUUAGGCAUCGUUGAUGGGAAAAAAAUUAAAAAAAAUAUAUAGACUCUUUCUGUGAGUGCUAGGUGGCUGUGGGUGUGUAUGUGUGCGAGAGCGCGUGUUAGGGUGAGUGUUAACAACCGUGUGAUCCGGAUUUUGCUCUGUAACAGUACUAAUAAGAUAGGUGAACACACGAAAGUGAUGAUUGUGAUUAGCCGGUAAUUAAAUUAAAGUGCGAUGCAGACAUUUAAAGCAAAUUUGUACAUAAACUAACACAUUUACAAUACAAGAAUCAAUACAAGGAUAAUGAAGUAAGUUAAUUAAUUGUAUUAAAAUAUUUAAAAGGAUUUGUGAAUAAGCAAAGCAGCUACUAGCGAAAGAAGAGAGCAAAUGGGUCAUUUGAAUGAGACAUUUAACUGAUGAAAAUGAGUUUUGAUUUGAAAUUUUAGCAAACCAAUAAUCUGAAACCGAAAAAAGCAGAAAAUACAAAGAAGAAUAAUGACAGAUUUUCUAUUGAUGAUGGAAAAAUGGCAAACAAAUUGAGUAAAAAAAAAAAUAGCGAGUGAAGGGCACCACAGAGGAGCAAACAGUCUCUCCGUGGGAGUCGUGUGUAGGUGUUAAGCAUUGUUUAUUAUUAUAUUAUAAUGAUAUAAUGUAAUGAAAAUUAUAUCAUAGAAAUCCUGUAACGAUUGUGAAUGUAAAUUGCAAAAUUCGAAAAACGGUAUUAAAAUAUUAUUAUAAAAAUUUAA